This is a messenger RNA of Bombyx mandarina (wild silkworm), 1930 nucleotides long. Its product is annotated as discs large homolog 1-like protein. Gene Ontology annotation, cellular component: cell junction; basolateral plasma membrane. Gene Ontology annotation, molecular function: protein kinase binding. Gene Ontology annotation, biological process: establishment or maintenance of epithelial cell apical/basal polarity; cell-cell adhesion; embryo development. Lineage: Eukaryota; Metazoa; Arthropoda; Insecta; Lepidoptera; Bombycidae. The record is from RefSeq and is a predicted model, not a curated record.
AACUAUAACGGUAUAUAAAAAGACAAAAGUGAUCAGUUUGGCGUCCGAGAGCUAAAUUUAGUUAGUCGACAGUGAAGCGUGUUGUAAUGGUGAAGUGUGUAGUCACAGCAUGACCACGUGGAUGGCGCUGUUUGGGCUAGUGUGGCUGCUGCGAGUGCGCGGCUCCCUCUGUGGUUGUGCCGCGUGCAAGCGCGUCAGACACGAGACCACCGAGAUCCCGAACGUUAGCGCAGCCUCCCAGAGUUCACCAACAGAAGAACGGGCGUCUUUUGACGUCAUCGCGCUACAGCACUACACUCGUGACGUCACCGUACAAACUGACUUCGAGGACGAAGAGAUCGAGGACCUCGAUAAGAUCGAACUCCAAAUAUCUGAGGAAUCUAACGUGGGUAACUAUGAGUCCGGCCGAGAGCAGACUGCACAAAGUCCCGGAAACGCCCGACGUUCUGCAGGAAGCUACCAGUACACUUCAGAAGCGGACGAGUCUGACUGGGAAACUUGUGACGUAACGCUGGAGCGGGGUGCGAGUGGUCUUGGGCUAAGCAUAGCAGGGGGCGAGACAGACGGCGACGUCACAAUCACCAGACUAGCAGCCGGAGGGGCAGCCAAGAAAGAUGGCAGACUACAAAUAGGCGAUGUUUUAUUGCAAGUUAAUGACAUCUCCGUGGAGGGUGCGUCGCAUUCUGUCGCAGUGGAUGCAUUGCAAAAAGCGGGCAACGUUGUCAGAUUACGAGUUCGCCGUGCCCGAAGACCAAGGGUGGUGUCGUUGUGGCGUGGCGUUCGCGGCCUCGGACUCGGUAUAGCGGGAGGGUCUGAUGACGCGGCUGGAGGAGGAGGCGUUUUUAUAUCACAUAUAGCCGUCGGUGGUGCAGCACAUCACGACGGCAGACUGAGAUUAGGCGAUAAAAUACUUGCAGUCAGGGAUGAAGAUGGAAUCGAGACAUCGCUUGUCGGUGCGACUCACGCACAAGCAGUGUCUGCACUUCGGAAUACAGGGGAGCAAGUUACCUUAGUAGUAUUACCAGCCGGUUCGGUACCGCCCGUUGCCAAAACCGCACCGCUUUACACUACGAGAACACAAGCUACUUCGUGCUCAACACUGCACGAACUUCUUGAGGAGGAGCCAAGUGAAAUACCGAGAUGUGUUCGGAUGGUUCGCUUGGUCCGUUCUGGAUCGCGGCUAGGUAUGGACAUCGUAGGCGGUCUUGGCGGUGACUCUGAAGGGAUUGAAGGCGAGGAGGAUACGUGUGGGGUAUUUGUUUCGGGAGUAUCCGUGGCUGGAGCAGCUUACGGCAUGCUGCAUAGAGGGGACAGGAUACUAAGCGUUGAUGGACGUGAUUUAACAAGAGCCACUCAUGAACAAGCUGCCGCUGCGUUGAAGAAACGUGUGCUCCAAGGCCAGAUUAUAGGGAAGAAAUUGAGUAGAUUGCUAGAUUUUAUAAAAAUACCUCUAGCUAUGUAUUCUGGGAGUGCAGUGACGAUAGCUGCACAAUACCAACCGGAGCAGUAUGAAAGACUAAGGGCGCGGAUACGAGCAAUCAAUGCAGCUGCGAUGUCGCCUCACGCCGUACAUGCCACCCAUGUUCCUGUACAUCCGGACUUACACACCAUGUACCCAAGUGCAGUGACGAUAGCUGCACAAUACCAACCGGAGCAGUAUGAAAGACUAAGGGCGCGGAUACGAGCAAUCAAUGCAGCUGCGAUGUCGCCUCACGCCGUACAUGCCACCCAUGUUCCUGUACAUCCGGACUUACACACCAUGUACCCAAGAUACAGAGUCAAACGAGACAAAGAUAUGGGUCACCAUACAAUUUACAAGGUCUACUCACCGUCGAGGUUUUACUAUGCGACCGUCGGAUCACUUUAUAUCAUUAAUGACACAACCCCUGGGCCCGAAAUUACGGCCGCCCCCUAUGAAAUUUCCAUGUAA